GCGAAGCCUCGCGUUCUUUCCCUGACCCAACGCUGCCGAGCGAGGGGGGAAAGCUUCGCCUCACCGAGGGAGGGAGAAGAGGAGGAGGAGCAGGCGGCGGCUGCAGGAUCCCUCUUCCCCACCCCCACCCUCUCCUUACAGACUGGGCAGGUAGGAAGCAGCCCGAUCUGCGUCGCCAGCAGAGAGGGGUCUCCUUGAAGUCCCGCUUCAGCACCUACUGA
Messenger RNA from Podarcis lilfordi (Lilford's wall lizard), 221 nucleotides. NCBI's taxonomy places the organism in Eukaryota, Metazoa, Chordata, Lepidosauria, Squamata, Lacertidae. The record is from the annotation of a GenBank genome assembly.